This is a messenger RNA of Epinephelus lanceolatus (giant grouper), 3279 nucleotides long. The record is from RefSeq and is a predicted model, not a curated record. NCBI's taxonomy places the organism in Eukaryota, Metazoa, Chordata, Actinopteri, Perciformes, Serranidae.
UUAACUUCCUAGCGGGAAGCCGCUAUCGGGAAGUGUCCACAGACAGCAGGAAUCAAUGAUAUAGUCGCAGUCAUACCAAUAAAAGCAAGAUGAAGCUAUCCCGAGCUGAAUAUAAAGAGAUUGCGAGAUGGACUGAUCAGCUGAGACCUACCCGACAGUGUAUGAAGAUGCUGAAGGAAAGAUUUCCAAAUCACUCGCAGUCCACUCUUCUGAGCAUCUUCUCCCUGGAGUACCAGAAACGAACCAAAAAAACAAUCUUUAGACACCAUGCACCAGAUGUUAUUGAACGCCACUACCAAAGGUAUCUGAGUGAAGCCAAGGCACAUCCCUCUGCUCCUGUCCUGCUGGAGUUGGCCAAUGAGGUGGAUCUGUCUCCUGCACUGAUGGCUCGUAUCAUCCUGGACAGGUUCCUUCAGGGCCUGGAGGGUGGAAUGCCCUCUAAAACAGUCCUCAACAGCAUGCUCAAGGACCCGUCUUUAAUUCCAGACCCAAUCCUGGCCAAUAACAUCUACCAGUGCACAAUAAAUGACUGCUGUUAUGGACCGCUGGUAGACUGCAUCAAACACGCUAUUGGCCAAGAACAUGAGGUGCUGCUCUGUGACAAACUGAAGGAGAGGAACCUGUCCUUUCUAGAUGAGAACCAGUUGAGAACUAUGGGCUACGACAAAACACCUGAUAUCAUCCUGGAGGUUCCCAUUGCCGUAGAGGGACACAUUGUACACUGGAUCGAGAGCAAAGCGUCAUUUGGAGACGACCACAGUCACCGCACCUAUCUCAACGAACAGUUCUGGAGCUACUGGAACAGAUGGCAUUCCAGCCGUCACUUGAGGUUUGGUCCGGGCCUUGUGAUCUACUGGUACGGCUUCAUAGGAGAGCUGGACUGCCAGAGAGACAGAGGUAUCCUGCUCAAAGACUGCUUCCCCACAGACAUUGUCACCCUGUGCCACGCCGCCCAGCAGGACCGACCGCCUCAAGAGCCAGAAUAAAGACAAAAGAGUGAGAAAACAAAAAAAAACUUGAGAUGGAAGGAAGGAGAGAGGAAGACAAGGAGGCGGGAAGUGUAGGAACAGGGCUGGAUACUUAGAUCCGGAAGCAAUUUGGCUUUCCUGCAGUGUGAGACGACUGGCAAAAAAAAAAAAUCUGCCCUGAACUCCACCUGACCCUCUGUCUCUGUCUGUCUCUCCCUUCCUCUCUUUCACUGCCCCAAAGCUACCACAUGUAAAUACACACCAUCGUUCUGUAUAUCUGACAGCACAGGGUCAGAGUCAUACCUGUGUGCGAAAACACCGUCUUGGAGGCUUUCCUGGUCGCGGUCAGCCCCUGGCCCCUGGAUGGCCUCUCGCAACGGGCAGCCAGGGUGAGAGUCGGGGCCGAAGCAGGACAUAUGGCCCUUCCUUAUCACACCCAAAGCCCUGGCCUUUGUCACUCCUUCCUCCUCCACUCCAUAGGCAGAUAAGAGAGGUGCGGUCCGGGGGCUGGGUGGACGCCUGUCUCUCACCUGCGUCACUCGGUGCCCUCUCAGUCACUCUCCAGGGGGGUAAACAAGAUUGUUUCUGAUUUAAGACGGCCUCGCUGUGACCUCUUCUACUUUAUAAAAUCUAUGGAGCAUUUUUUUUUUUUUUUUUUUUUGGCACAGAGGGUUGAAGCAAGGGCUCACACUGCAACUAAAUGUCAUCACAGAAUUAUUAACCACAUUUUAGUGUCAGUUAUCUUAAUUACUGUAAUUAUUUAACCAUAAAUCUUCACAUUUUGGGUGCAGUCUCUUACACAGCUACCACUAAUGUCAAAUGCCAACGAUUUUGAUGAUAUGACACAACAGGUGUUUCUGUUUUUCUCCUCAGGUGGCUUGCAUGGUGUAACAUAGGUAUGGUUAAAGGUCCAGUGUGCAGGAUUUAGUGGCAUCUUUUUAAAAAAGAUAUAAUUCAAAUUUUGAUUGUUUUUCAUUAGGGUGGUACAUGACGGUUCUAGAUGUCAAAUGAGACAUUCAGUCUUGACUAACAAAAAUAAUACAAACAGGAUAAUAAAGAUCCGUACAAGAGGGGUUACAGCACCAGUCUUAAUCCACCAAAAAACAGUCAAAAGAAUAGAAUUAAACUGGAAUAAAUAAACACAUUAAAAUUGACAGUGAAAAUAAUAUACAUUUAUAUUUAAAAAAAAAAAAAAAAAGAAAAAAAAAGGAAUAAAUACAAAAACAAAAAGUUGGCAGGGCAAAACAAAAAUCACUACCUGACAAAAUCACACUUCCAGGCCCCCGGACCAUACAAAAUAAUUCCAGAAAUCCCCCCUGAUUGGUCCUUGAGCACGAUUAGUCAUUCUAGUCAACGUAGAUUCAUAAGAGACAGUUUUUAUUAUCAUGAAGGUGACCCAUUCAUUUAGUGGCAUCUUCAUGAUUAUAUUCAUAAUCAUUAGUUUAUCACCGGCAAAUGAGAAACAUGUUUUUGUUACCUCAGAUCGAGCCGUUUAUAUCCACAUACAAAGCAGGCCCUCCUCCACAAAGUGGAUUGUGUUGUUCUACAGUAGCCCAGAAUGGACAAACUGGCUCUGGAUAGGGCCAUUCACGUUUUAACUUUGGCCACCAUGUUUCUCCUGCGCGCUUGGCACACUGGAGAAGUUUCAGUUCUGCAACCUCACAGCUAGAUGGCACUAAGUCCUGCACACUGGACCUUUUAAGUAUUAUAUUUUUAAUGUUUUUUUUUUUUUUUUUUGACAUUUUUAAUCUGAUUAGUUCAUAGUUGACUCUACAAAACAUUGGGGUGGCUGGAGGCUAUCACAAAUUCUGGGCCAACAGUCCAAAACCCAAAGAAAUUUAAUUUACAGUGAUAAAACAGAGAAAAGGAUUAAAAUCAUGAAGUGAGAAGCUUGUUUGGCAUUUUCUGCUUCACAAAUUAAAAUGAUUAAUGAUCAUCUAAAUUAGUGGCGAUUAACUUUCUUAAGCAACACGUCAUCUCAGCACUGGUCAUAGUUCUCCAGGUUAUUUACAAGCCUAAAGUCUGUAUUGAAUAUCUUCCAUAUAAGCUGCGUUAUCUCACAUUUGCUAACAUCAGCUAGCAAGCCAAGUAGCCUGAUGUUACAGUGUUCUCCACUGAAGGGAGACGGUGUCUGUUGAAGCAGAUAGUCGAGGUCACAGUGUAAUAAACUGCAAAUUAAUUAGGUCUAUAUGUCAGCUGCCAUGAAAGCGCACUGUAGAGUUGUAAAGAAUUCAGUCCACAUUUUACGUUGUGAUAAGAAGAAAGUGCCAUUUUGUAUGUUUAUUAUUAAUAAAUAAGUUUUGAUACAUGA